Amoebophrya sp. A25 is the source of this 7429-nucleotide messenger RNA. Lineage: Eukaryota; Dinophyceae; Syndiniales; Amoebophryaceae. The record is from the annotation of a GenBank genome assembly.
GCCACACGAGCUCUAAACAGUAAAUGCCUUUCGUUUCGUGGUGGUACGAGGGCUGUGAGAAGGUAGAGUCGGUGAUCACGUAAAAAAGGUUGUACUUCUGUGGUCGCGUAGCGAGAGAAUCGGUUAUAGUAUCGUCUAAGCGCCUUCGAUGAUUAUAAGACUUAUCGGAUGUAAAUGUCAAAAAACGGGAUCGACGGAUGAUCAUGUCAAAAAACUCAAAGUUGAAAACGCCUUUAAUCGUCCCGAUGCUUCCUUUGAUCGUCCCGCAUACACACAGUAGAUGCAUAGUACAUAUGGACACGUCGUCGAGCAGUGCUUUGAAUAACGAUUUCUAUGACCUGAAGCUGAAUUGUAAUCUUCAAGCAACCAGCACUACCACGAAGACAAACAAAAGGAAUGUCGCUGUCCGAAGGGCGCAGUUCGGAUUUCAAAGGGCAUAACCAUGCCCUCACGAAAUUCACGGAACGCCUCCAAGGCUUCGCUGAGAGAAACCUUGACACUGAAGAUGAGGCGGCACAGAUUUCGCAAUUGAUCGAGGACGGCGAAGGACAGCUGAAAAAGGAAGCGGAAGCGCUAGUGAUUAAGGAAGCGCUACUGUUCACACUAGUAGCACCAUUCUUGCACUAGUUGACACCACUAAUACCCUAAUUCGUGCACGAGUAAGUACCAUUCUUGCACUAGUACCAUUCUUGUUUCCAAUCGGAUGAAGGGAGGCAAGAAUGGUCCGAAGAAUGCAAUGCCGCAACCUCUAAAGCAAAAGACGUGAGCGAACUAGAGGACGCGGAUAAGAAGGAGCAUGAGGCGAAGAAAGCCAGUAAGCAUAUAGAGAGCUUGCAAAAGGCUGCGAUGGAAUUGGCGGAAUCGGUAGAUUAUCUUGGACAAUAGAAUGUGUUUUUGUUAAAUUGCUGAUUGUACAAGUAACUUCUUUGCCGGGGGUGGUUAUAGUAUUUCUAUUUCCAAUUCAUCUUUACUUGGCAGAAGGAAGGUAGGUAGACAUGCUGCACGCAACUACAACAUCGAAGAUACUCUGUAGAAGAUACUAAAGUACAUGCACACAAUCACGACUACAACAUCAUCCAUCCAACCUUUCCAAUUUGUUCCACAGCUCGUCUCUCGAAUUUUGCCUGUGCUUCAUACACCGUAUGUUGGCGAGAAUGAAAAAGGGGACAGAGAGUUGCGAGAAAUGAUCCGAACUGAGACGUCUGAGAAACUGAGAAAACAGACCGAAAAAGCAUACAAGCGCAUGCCCAAAGGCGACCGGCCGCACAAGGAGAUCGUGUUGCAAUCUUUGUCAGUAGUGCAGUCGCGACAUAAUUUAAGGGUUCGUUCCUUCUACUUUGCUUGUUUUACUUAAGUACUUACAUUCACACAUAUACAUUCUUCAUAUAUAGAAUAGCAUAGAUAGUAGGCCUUUCCUCACUGCUGGGCUGGUGAGUAUAGUGUUACUUUUCUGCUUGUUGCACGAUACAUAGCAACUUUUAAACUUAAAACUGAUAGGAUACGUCCCCCCUGCCUUGUCCAGAAGGGUGCUCUCGCACUGCUCACCGACGAUUUGGCUCUGAUCUUCUCAAGCUGCUGAGAAAAACCACUAGAUGCGUACAACCUGCUCUCUUCAACAAGAUAAGAUAGCUUUCAACCACCUCCCUCAAGAUGAAAGUAUGAGGACUAUCUUGAAAUGACAUCUAACGCCCUGCGUCAUCUUCCUCGAAACAGCACAAGAGAAGCUCGAGACUGCGCAUAAAACCCUGAAAGGGAUGACUAAGAAAGGGAAGACAUCAGAGUCAGACGAGCCUCUGUCGUUUGGUGCGCCAGCUGGUGGGGAUGAUUUGGACGUCGACGCAACCGGCUUCGACGAUUUUAUGAAGCACGCCGCAGGCGAACUGGAUGGAGCAGUUUCGAAAGAAACGACAGAGUACUAUUAUAAUUUCUAGAAAAUUUUGGCUUUUAUGUCGUUUGAUAGACCACAAGGAACUUUUUGCAUUGAAGGAAGAAGUCGAAAGAACUUCUUCUACACCUUUUUCUUCGACCUCAUGCCAGGCACAUCAAUCAAUCAAUCAAUCGAUCUACAACUACCCAGGGGCGACAGCAAGAAGAGCAGACACCAUCACUCGCACACCGAUAAAGACGAUGGUGAAAGAAAGCAUCAUAGUCACAGCAGUGAUCAUAAAGGCGACAAAGUAGAUAAGAAAGGUGACGACGAGAAGCAUGAACAUCAUCACAAGAAAAAGAGCAAAGCCGAUGCUGGUGAGACAAAAGAUGAGCCUUCCUCCUCUGCACAGCCUUCCUCCUCUGCACAGCCUUCCUCCUCUGCACAAAAAGAUGAUGGUAGUACGUCUAAGGAUGAGGUCGUGGAAAAGAAGCACUCGUCGAAGAAAUCUAGUAAGAAGAAGACAACGAACACAGACGUCGACAUUCCAAAGCCUUCUUUACUCUCGACAGGAGGCUCAGACCAAGAUAGUGGAAGUGACGGCAUCAAUAAUUUUACUACAGAACCCACUACAAUAGAGGGGAAGCAUGAUGAUACACCAGAGAAGCAAGAUACGCCAGGUCUUCUAGAUGGAGACCAAGUUCCGGACCAAAUCACAAUGGAAACGGAAGUAGCUAACCUGAUGAAAGACAGUGGUACAGACGACGAGGAGGUAGGUGCUGACAAAAACAGUGGUACAGAUGACGAGGAGGUAGGUGCUGACAAUGGGCCGUCUGCAGCUUCCGGCGCAGGCGAUGUUGGUCCGGGGGCGAGAGAUACUGGGGUCAGCGACCUCCUGAGAGCGUCAAAUCUCAGCACCGACAGCGACGACCGCAUGACGCGUCAAGCUGGGGCCUCCAUGCGUCGUCCUACAGAUAACGUUGCACCAGCUGGUACUCAGCAGAUGAAUGCUUAAGGCUUCGCUGGUAGAAAAUAUAUUAACAAACACGAAAAAUAGAUAGAUACAACUUGUUAGGAUGUUGAGAUGAUCAUCAUCGGAAAUCAGCUUUCUUGAGAAGCAGAACGUAGUGCCAUGCUCUCUACUAUGCUCUCUCACAUGAUUAAUCAGAGCAUCCCCUUCACCUUCGACAUAAUCUAUUUUCAUACACCUCUAAACAAAAGCCUCGAAGUCCAGUGUCGCAGCAUCGAAGACCAGCGUCGCUACAGCACAAGGGAGCAAGAAAUCCGAGGUACAACCAGGUGUAAUGUUAGGACAACUUUCUAGAGGGUCACAACAGAGCGUUCGGAAAUCAGGAGGUAAUUCUGUUAAUUUCGACGGUAUGGAGGACUUGGAUGAGGAGGCCUUUUUCGCCACUGAUGCCUUAGCGAUGGAAUAUGGUGGGGAGCAGUCUAGCAGUCGAAAAAUGACCUUUGAGGAGUGGAACGAGAGCUUGAAUUAUUAUGGCAACAUUUUGGACACGCCCGACACUUCUUCCCGCAGCUUCAGUAGUUUUGUUUCGCACUUCACGCACCAUUUGAACCCGAAGUGUAGGCUUUCGUUGUUCACGCAUCAACAUAGUCGUGUCUUUUUUUGCGACUACUGUGAUCCACCUGAAAGAUGGGGAGGUCUAUUUUUUCUGCUCAUCGAACACAAUAUUACCGGUUAGUUUUUACCUCUACACCUUAGACUUAUCCCAUGAAGCAAAAUAUUACUGUUCUAACCUUCCGGUGGUUGCGUCGUGAAUUUCGCAGUGGUUUGGCGUAACACCCGCGCAGAGCGCCAACAACAUCGCGAAUUGGAAGAAGCGAAACAAGCAGCUAGGCGUCAAGAGGUAGACUCGUUAUUAAAGAUUGCCAGGGAGGGUCGGGACUCGAAAGCAUCUCUGACUAUGGAGCUAGAAGCCAAGAAGGAAAGGGAUUCUCAAAGAGCAAAGGACUACGUGCGACGGUCGUCAGCAUCUCAACACUCGUUGUUCGGGUUGAUCUCUGAAGGCGACGCUACAGAUGCGGUUAUUGCGUCUGGGGAAGAAAGCAGCUCGUGGUCGGGGACGAGCAGUUAUUGCGAAAGUUUUUUAGAUGCAUGCAAAUUGCUCUAGUUUUCAUGUUAUAAUUUGUACAUUAUUCGUCUCAGAAUGAAAAUUUUCCAUUUUGAGACGAAUAUUGCCCAACUGAUCCCGGGGCCUCAUGUACGUUUUUUGGCUAAAAAACCGCUUUUCUAUGUUCGCUUUUGGCAUGAUGGUGCUACUCCAUACUUGAAAGUAGUAAAGAACAGCAAUGACUACUCUGCUACGAGUUGUUCGCCUCCUCGCCAAGUGGUCAUGGAAUACGUACAGGAGUUGUAGUAUCUACUUAGACUUGAUGUAGUAUCUACUUAGACUUAGUGAAAGAAUGAACAACGGUACCCCCACCUCCCUGCAACCGGACAUUCCCCCUUCCCCCACAACUGUACGUACCCCAAGACUGGGUAGAUUAUUAUUAUUGUUCUUGUUGGUGAGGUACUCAGUAUUAACCUCUUCUAAUUCACCGAAAGAGGCGAAUCUCCCGGUGAGGCUUUUCGUGGUCAGAAACUGCUAGCUGCUGAAGGCGAAGCUAAAGAAGUAGUAGAGGAAGGUGGAGAGGAUAAAGAGGAAACCCAGGAUCAUUAAGGCUCAAUUCUAUUAUAUUGCAUCUCUACAAUGGAAUAGCUCUCAACAGUUUCUAUAAUUGAACUAGUUCAAUAGUUGAAUAGUUCAACUCUCUCUACAAGUGAUAGUUCUUUCUUUGGACUGGGCCAGGAAUGUAGUCCAGGAGUGAAUUGUUGUGUUGUUGUCUAACAGGAAGUUGCAGCUGCGCAAAUUCUUGCAGCAGCAACGGACUUCUUCUCUGGAGCGUAUAAGCGGAUCUCAGCGGCCGUAGGGCUCGCCGACGAUGCUGAAGACGGCAAAAAGUCUAGUGCACAACUCCGAUUAUGGCAACCAAGCGAGCAUCCUCAGAACCAUCCUAGGGCCUAUAAUUCUCCAAAGGGAAAAUGAGGCCAAGUAGGAUGGCCCGAAGGACGUAGCUGAAGCAGAAGCUUUAAUCCGAGGGAAAGGCACAAGAGCAUCUGUGUCAGCCAGGACCGGUCUAGUAGGACAUGUAGGACGAAGUGAUAAGGGAUCGUCAAUGGUGUUGGUCGGUGGGAAAGGGGCUUUGCGUCUGUCAGGAACUGCUACUCUAGUACCACAAGGCAAAGGAGGUGCACCACCGCCAGGAGCAUCUGCUCUGCGUAAGAGUCAGCAACUUGGUGCCUUCAUCACAAGUCCUAGCGAUGGAAAUGCGAACAAUGCUGGUGGAGCUGGAGGUGAAGAUGCAUGGUCAUCUGCGUCGGGGUCAUCGGCAUCCGCAACAGGUCCUCUUAGGAAACUCUUCCUAGAUUCCAUCCUUGGCUUUAUUUCAAGCGCCUCAAUUCAAAGAGGAAAACCUCAAAUCAAAGAGGAAAACCUCAAAUCAAAGAGGAAAACCUCAAAUCAAAGAGGAAAACCUCAAAUCAAAGAGGAAAACCUCAAUUCAAAGAGGAAAACCUCAAAUCAAAGAGGAACGCCUCAAAUCAAAGAGGAACAUCUCAAAUCAAAGAGGAACACCGCAAAUCAAAGAGGAAAACCUCAAAUCAAAGAGGAACACCUCAAAUCGAAGAGGAAAACCUCAAUUCAAAGAGGAAAACCCCAAAUCAAAGAGGAACACCUCAAAUCAAAGAGGAAAACCUCAAUUCAAAGAGGAAAACCUCAAAUCAGAGAGGAACACCUCAAAUCAAAGAGGAAGACAUACUCAUACAGAAUAUUGAUAUUCAAUAUUACGGCAAGGAUGGAAUAUUAUAUUGGCAUACGCCUCUAAUCCUCGUGCUCCUGGCACUGGCAAAUCCGUAACUUUUGAGGCCUUCCCAGGUACGCGAGUGGUGCCAGACUCAGAAAAGUCAAAAGACAUCGCUGCUGGGUCGCCACAGUCACCUCCACAUCUCUUCUACGCGGAGGAUGCGGGGUACUCGUCGUCAGAAAUUUAGGGUUUAGGGUUUAUUUGGUGUCUAUCAUUUUUUUUGGAUUGAUGAAAGAAAGAUGAAUACAACCGGUUGAGAUGUAGGUUUUUAGAGGCCGAAUUUUUGUUUGGAUUCACACUCUAAUUCCAAGACCAGCACAGUACGAGCAGCACUCGCCUCUUGCACGGAGCGAAGAUGGGGCGCGCUCACAUCGUUGCGCGCUUUGCCAAGCAGAGGGUAGCUGCAGUAUCACCAGUUGACGCUCUGUCGCGCACAACUGUGGUUCGAGGAAAUAUCGUUAAGGGCCCAAGGACCAAACACGGGUCUCCUGACGGUAUCAAACCGCCAAAAUCGUUCUUUCGAAGCUUCUUUUACGGCGAAGAGCCAGCAGAAACGGGUCGCGGUAGCGGUGCGUCUCAGGUGGACACGCGAGGCUCUGGAUACUACGACGAAUUUGGUGGAUACUAUGAUGCCAAAGGGGGCUACUACGACGCAGAAGGCGGCUACUACGAUGUAGACGGCGGAUACUUCGAUCCGCAUGGCAACUAUUUUUAAGACAGUAUAUUAAAUCUUCUAUUCGUAGUACCUCCAAUGAUUCCCCAUCUUAUAAUAUUAAAAACAUACUCAUCAACACAUCAUCAAGAUGUGUCUCAGUCUCAACAAGAUGAGUAAUCCAUCCACAAGCAACAACAUCGACAUCUAAUCUCCCGAACCAGCAGCCGUUCUCGACGGGUCGAGUCCGGCGGACACCGCAGGUGGGGGUGGUUCUCCGCACCACAACGAGUACGGAGGAGAGGAAUUCGUAGACGAUUUUAGCGAAGCCAUGACCGAAGCUCAAGUGGAGACGCUGCGGAAGAGGAACAUGAACUUCCUUAUGAUGAGUGUUGUUCUCUUCAUCGUGGCUAUCAUCAAUAUUUUGUUUAUGGCAAAGGGGAGGGUUUAGGAUCUUCUUGGAUCAUAGUUGUGGUGAAAGGGCAUUAUAUUAUACGGUAUUGUACAACUAGGUUUUCAAAGAACUCGCUAACGAGUGAAUCAGAUGAAAAUAGAACACCGCAGCAUGAAGGUUGUAAGCGGUUGAACAUCAUAAGUAGUUGUACUCCUUCUAAGGUGAAAAUGAAACUAUCUCUCUUUUAGCCAAGAUUGCCUAAUGUCUAAGAUCGUUUUAAUUAUACUCAUUUACAAUCAUUUUCUUACGCGAUACCAAACAAACAAAACAAAUAGAACAAUGAACCAGAUUCAGCAUUUGAACUCUCGACGAUCGCUAUGUGUAGUGCAGUCGCAAGUAAUCGUAUCCAAACGCACCCUAGCCUAUUCCUGAUCCUAUUUGAUAGCCACUUGAAAAUUAUUAGAACAUCAACUGUUUUAUUCGUACAUGGAAAGAUUUUCCAAAAACAUCAUGUCAUCACUAGGUCACAGAAAUUCUGUGAAGAUUUGAUGAGAGACAUCCUUUUAUUUCCCUCAUUCCAAGAAGAAAACCCAGUGCACUGCUCAACAUCUGUUGAAUUGAACAGAAAUGAACAGCUUUUCUUUCAGAC